ACACCACCGCCCAAGACCAAGCCAACUGAUGGAGCUGGUGCAGCUACUGGAGGGCAGCCUGUCGGCCGCCACGGACGUGCGCGCGCAGAGCGAAGCGCGGCUGACGGAGCUGCUGCGCACGCCUGGCUUCGCGCUGCAGCUGGGCGAGUUCCUCUUCUCGGCGGAGGCGUCCGAGGCGCAGCGGCAGCUGUCGGCGCUGCUGCUCAAGAAGCUCGUGACGUCCUACUGGGUGGCCAGCGAGGAGGAGGAGAGCGCGGUGGGAGCCCCCUACGUGGUGCCCGAGCAGGAGAAGGCGCAGGUCAAGCAGGCGCUCGUGCUGGCGCUGCAGCAGCGGCUCGAGCUCUUCGCCGGCAGCAAGCUGCAGACGGCGCUGUGCCUGAUCCUCACGGCCAUCUUCGAGCGCGACUGGCCCGACCAGUGGGCCGAGAUCCUGCCGGCCGUCAUGGCCAUGAUCUCGGGCCAGGACAAGCUGCGCAUCGACUUCGCCGUGCGCUUCCUGUCCCUCGCGGGCGGCCACUUCUCGAGCGACAACUGCUGCGAGCUCGUGGCCUCUGUGUUCCCGCACCUGCGGCGCGUGUUCGUGCUGACCGCCGAGUUCCCGGCGGGCACGCGCUCGCGCAUCGCGCGCAUCGUGCAGAGCAGCCUGCUCAUGGUGGGCAUGGAGGCGCAGGUGGGCAACGCCACGGCGCUGCAGUUGCUGCACGAGAACACGACCCAGUGGAUCGCACUCUUCCUGGAGCAGCUGACCGCGCCCGCGCAGAGCGUCAAGGACUACUCGAUCAAGAUCCAGAUCCUGACGACGCUCGCGAGCUUCGUGCGCGAGUGGCCCAAGGAGAUGACGGACCUCAUGCCCCAGAUCAUGCCCCAGGUCUACGGCCUCAUGGUGAACGACGCCGAGGCCUACGAGCGCGAGGUCGUGCUGAGCGCCUCGGAGGAGGAGGAGGGCUACGACAGCGACGGAGAGGGCGCGCUCAUUGGCCGAAGCGCCAUGAUCGUCGCUGCCUUCGAGUUUGUGCGUGGCGCCAUCCAGGCACCGACCAAGAAGACCCGCCAGCUAAUUGUCGGCGGUCUAGCCGACUUUGUCUUCGUCAUGAUCGGGUACAUGCAGAUCACGGUGAGCCAGAUGGAGUCCUGGCAGGAGGACCCCAACAAGUACGUCGCGGACGAGGACGACGAGAGCCUCGCGUUCAACGUGCGCAACGCGGCCACAGACCUCCUCACGGAGCUGGAGGCUGUGCUGGGACGCAAGGCGGUGGUGGCUGCGCUUGAUGCGGCCCAGCGACGCCUCAAGGCUGAGAACCCGAACAACUGGCGUCUGCAGGAAGCGGCUCUGCUGGUCGUGGGAUGCCUGGCCACGUCGACGCUUGAUGCCAUCAGCAAGAAUGCCACGGACAUCUCCCAGCUGCUGGAUCUGUCGGCUUUCCUGCAGACGCUGUUCAAGGUGAUGAACGCGGGUAGCCAGGAGAUCUACCUGCGCGCGAGAGCGCUGUGGUGCGCUAGCCGCCUGGCGAAGGGUAUGAACCAGGAGAUGCUGGAUGCCUUCCUUCAAGUAGCGAUUUCGGGUCUGGAGCAGGGCCAGGUCCUGCCCGUUCGCAUGUAUGCUUGCCGUGCUAUUGGCGCCAUCAUUCGCAACGAUACGGGCAAGGCGCGUCUCCAGGAAGCCAACGCCGUUAUCAUUGACCGCCUGACGAGUCUUGCGGAGCAGUCUACGCACGAGACGCUUCACAUCGCCCUCGAGACGCUCGUCGUCGUCCUCCAGGAAUCGGAAGUCCUUGCGCUUGAAUCGGCCCAGCGUGUUGUGGCGUGCUUCUUGCACCACUGGGGCCAAAACCUGAACGACCCCCUGAUUUCCGAGUUGAUUGACGGUGCGUUUGGCGCUCUGCUUCAGCUGGACAACGCUGCGAUUACGGCCAAGCUUCACGAGCAGGUCUUGCCUGUUGUUCGCUCGAUGCUCAUCCAGAGUAUGUCGGACCUGGAGGGUGCUGGAAAUGGCAUCUACACCGCUGGCAGCGCGCUGACUAUUUUGAAGACUUUGCUGCGUCACUCCUUCGCUUCAAGUGGCACCUUGUCGAGCGGCGGCGCGGACCCAGCGACCCAGCAGCUCGGUGCUCAGGUUGUUCAGCAGACGUUCGAGCCUCUUGUUACGGUGCUUGGUGCUGUCGAAGACGAGAAGGUGCUCAACGCCGGCUCGGAAUGCUUGAAGUGGUUUGUGAUGUUUGCGGUCGACCCGCUGGCGGCAUACACCACGGCUGCUGGCAGCAACGGUAUCGACACGACCCUGUCGGUCUCCGCUAAGUUGCUGUCGCCUGCCGUGUCCGAUGCGAGCGCUACCUGCGUUGGCGGUUUGAUUACCCAGAUUUUGCUGAAGUUGGGUCCUAGCCUGCCUACGGCCACCGUGCAAUCAAUCCUGAGCGCUGUCUGCGCUCGUCUUGCGGCGACGGAGCUCCCGUCGCUCGUGCAGUCUCUGUGCAUGGUGUUUGCUCGUCUUGUUCACUCGCAUGGCCCGGAAAUUCUGAACGUGUUGGAGCAACUUCCUCCUCCGCCUGCAUCGGCUGGCCAGGCUCAGGCCCCGAACAUGCUGACUUUUGUGUUCCGCACUUGGAUCGAGAAGCAGCAGGACUUCUACGGACUGUACUGCAUCAAGGUGACCAUGAGUGCUCUGCUGAAGGUUGUCGAGUGGAAUGACCCUCGGAUCAAUGCCAUCACUGUGACUGGAAGUGCUGUGGACUCGGAGAACGCUGGUGCUUCUGGCUCGAAUGGCAUCCAGACGCGGUCGAAGGCCCGAAGCACUCCUGCGAGCGGCAAGACCCAGUACACAACGGUGCACUUUUUGACCAAGUUUGUUGUCAUUCUUGCCAAGACGAUGUCCAACUUGGCGGAGGACGAAGAGGAGUGGGAAUCAUCGGACGAUGACUCGUCGGACGGCGAGGGUGAUGACGAGGUUGUUUCCGGUGCUGGCGCGACGUCCUCGGUGUUCGCCCCUGCGGAGGACUAUGAACUUCUGUCGGACCGCUUGGAUGCCGACGGUGGUACCGCAGUCAACGAUGGCGAAGAGCCCGAGGAAGAGUUCGAGGCGUACUUCGACCCUCUCAACGAGGUUGACCUGAAGGGAGCUAUUCCUCAGGCGCUGCAAAAUAUUACGGCCAACGCUAGUGUCCUUCAGGCCAUCAUGCCCGAGCUGACGGCCGCGGAUAAAGAAGCACUUGCGGCUGUGUCGGUGCUUUCGUCGUAG
Phytophthora sojae is the source of this 3232-nucleotide messenger RNA. RefSeq lists its product as hypothetical. Gene Ontology annotation, cellular component: nuclear envelope; cytosol. Gene Ontology annotation, molecular function: small GTPase binding. The record is from RefSeq and is a predicted model, not a curated record. Gene Ontology annotation, biological process: protein import into nucleus. The transcript has 3 exons. The coding region runs from base 29 to 3232 and encodes 1067 amino acids. NCBI's taxonomy places the organism in Eukaryota, Oomycota, Peronosporomycetes, Peronosporales, Peronosporaceae.